CAACGGCGACGGUGACGGCGACGGCCGGUUAAUUUGAUAGUAGAAAGUAAACAAGUGAAAUUUCGAUGGUGAUGCCAUGGCGGGAAGUCGUCGAGGGGUUUCACGCGGAUACGAUUACGCGGUAGGCCCUUGGCCGGAGGAGGGAAGAGGAAUCACACAGCGACGACCGACGAUCAUGGCCGGGAUCGUUUCCUCCUCCACCGCUUUUCUUCUCCUCCUCGUCCUCGUGCCCAAGAACGGGAGCGAGGCCUUGGAGGCGGAGAUGUGCUACUGCUAUCAGAGGAGCGCCGUCGACGGUGAAACUAACAAGCUGACCAAGACGAUCGCGUUGCUCGCCGUCGGCCCCAUUGAGCUGCAGAUAAAAAAGACGGUCUCGCCGUCGCCGGUGAGCGGCUGCUCGGGCGCAGUGCCGACGCCGUCAAAGCCACCGCCAAUCCCGGCGGACACGCGCGCGCAUACAUCUCCAGCACCGCCUGCUGCAGAUAAAAGUGGCUUCAGCUGGCCGGCCAAAGCAUGGUGCUGCUGGGGACUCGCCGUGGCAACGGUGAUCGUCGCGCUCGCGGUGAGGAACGGAUGGAGUAUGAACCAAGUGCUACUCAGGCCUGAAAUGUUUCUAGUACCAUCGCGCAACGGCGGACCGGUUGACGGCAACGAACAUACUACUCAGGUCCCGACUGGCUCGCGUGAAACUAGGCGAGAAACGUUGAUCAUGGAUAGCAAUGGGAAUUCACGGUUGGGCGGCAACAGUGAGCUCUUCUACUGCCCCAUGUGCAUAACGACGGCGCCCAUCGUCCACAAAUCCAGCUUCGGCUCGUGCGACCACCACGCCUUCUGCUCCAACUGUGUCGCCAAGUACGUCGCUAUGAGGCAGCGCGAGGGCGUUGCUCUUCCCGUCGAAUGCCCCGACUGUGAGGACGAAGACGGCCUCCUCCCCAUGCCCAUGGUGCGGCAUGAAACGCCGCGCAUCAACCACGCCACAGUCGCCGAUGGCAAUGAAGAUUCGCCGGCGGACGGCGACGACGGUAGGCACUUCUACUGCGCCAAGUGCAUGCAUGUGGUGCCAUGCGCAUGUGUACGGCGCAGCUUCACCUCGUGCGCCCACGACUUCUGCUCGCGCUGUGUUUCUCGUCGACUGCAAGGACGGCUCGGCGACGGGAAGCACUUCUACUGCACCAAGUGCAUGCAUGUCGUGCCAUGUGCAUGUAUACGGCCCAGCUUCACCUCGUGCGCCCAUGAUUUCUGCUCGAGCUGUGUUUCUCGUCAACUGCAAGGACUGCGCCGCCGAGCCGGAAAGAUGCCGCAACAUCAGCCCCCCGUGGACAUGGUUCUGUUCACCGAGGGCAAUGGAGAUUCGCCGGUCGACGGCGACGGCGAGCUCUUCGACUGCGCCAUCUGCAUGGAGACGGUGCCCGGCGCCCUCAAGUUCAUCAUCAACUCGUGCGGCCACGCCUUCUGCUCCAGCUGCGUCGCCCAGUACGUGGCCGCGAAGCUGGACGACAAUGUAUGUCCCAUCGAAUGCCCGCAGCCAGGUUGCCAGGACGGCACCAUCGAGCCGGAGAGAUGCCAUAGCAUCAUCCCCACGGACCUCCUCGACAAGUGGGGUUUGCUGCUGUGCGAGCUCGCGAUCGGCGCGAAGAGGAUGUACUGCCCGUACCCGGAAUGCUCGGCGCUCUUGCUCGCCGACGACGAGGCCGGGGCGGCGGCCAUCGCGGAGGCGGAGUGCCCGCACUGCCACCGGCUUUUCUGCGCCCGGUGCGCCGUGCCGUGGCACGUCGGCUUCGGGUGCCUGGAGUUCCAGAAGCUCGGGCAGGACGAGCGCGGCCGGGAGGACCUCUUGCUCCGGCGUCUCGUCGGCAGGGAGGGGUGGCAGAGGUGCCCCGAGUGCCAGAUGUUCGUGGAGAAAUCCGAAGGGUGCAAUUACAUCAAAUGCAGGUGUGGAUACAGCUUCUGCUACCGAUGUGCAUCCGAGUUGUCCGCGCAAAACCAUCACUGCAACAACUGCAAGCCCUAAUAACGAUUUGGUUGGCUAUGGAGGGACGGUUCUUCAACUGCCACAUGAGUUCAUCUCGGCCAUGCAUGUUUCCUCAAGCCUUUAUCGAAAAAAAUAAGAGUUUGCUCAAGCCAAAAUGGAAAUCUAGUCACGAAAAGAACCUCAAUUAAUUAAUUGGGUUGUACAGCUUGUUUGGUGUUACUAAUUUGAUUCUCCACUUGUAGGUGUGGAUUGGUGAAAAUAAUCUUACCACUUUCAGUUUGUAAUUAGGGUAUAGUCAACCAUGUCUUUGAGCUAGCAAUC
Triticum urartu is the source of this 2293-nucleotide messenger RNA. RefSeq lists its product as uncharacterized. NCBI's taxonomy places the organism in Eukaryota, Viridiplantae, Streptophyta, Magnoliopsida, Poales, Poaceae. Gene Ontology annotation, biological process: protein ubiquitination. Gene Ontology annotation, molecular function: ubiquitin-protein transferase activity; zinc ion binding. The record is from RefSeq and is a predicted model, not a curated record.